GCGGCGCUGUCAGCCUGGCCGCCCGCGGAAUGCAGAGACCUGAGGCCUGGCCACGUCCGCACCCCGGGGAGGGGGCCAUGGGAACCCAGGCUGGGGUCCCGACGUCGUCCGCCCGAGCCAGUGAUCCGUCCGGGCUGCGGGUCCCACGGAACUCCUGGCGGGACAGGUCCGCUGGCGCUGGGGCCCAGCCAAGCUCUCCUCCCCGUCAGUUGCAGGAACCCUCCCUCUACACCGUCAAGGCUGUGUUCAUCUUAGAUAAUGACGGACGCCGGCUGCUGGCCAAGUAUUACGAUGACGCGUUCUCCUCCUCCAAGGAGCAGAUGAUCUUUGAGAAAAACGUCUUCAGCAAGACCAGCCAGACUGAGAGUGAGAUCGCCUUUUGGGCAGGCAUGACCAUCGUCUACAAGAGCAGUGUGGACCUCUUCCUGUAUGUGGUGGGCUCCUCUCAGGAGAAUGAGCUCCUGCUCCUGUCUGUCCUCACCUGCCUGUUUGAGUCCCUGAGCCACAUCCUGAGGAGGAAUGUGGAGAAGCGCUGGCUGCUGGAGAACCUGGACGGGGCCUUCCUGGUGCUGGAUGAGAUUGUGGACGGCGGCGUGAUCCUGGAGAGUGACCCCCAGCAAGUGGUGCAGAAAGUGAACUUCAGGGCAGAUGACAGCAGUCUGGCAGAACAGAGCGUGGCCCAGGUUCUGCAGUCCGCCAAGGAACAAAUUAAAUGGUCGCUACUGAAGUGAAGGCAAUCCUGACCCGAUUCCAAAAGCCCCAAGGGCUCUGUGCGUUGUCCUUCCCAGCGCCCUGGCCCGCCCCGGGGACCCUGCGGGCCAGAUGAGCUGCCCUUCCUAGCGUCCAAUAAACCUGCUUUGUCUCCUG
This is a messenger RNA of Octodon degus (degu), 867 nucleotides long. RefSeq names its product coatomer protein complex subunit zeta 2 (gene Copz2). The transcript is spliced from 9 exons. Gene Ontology annotation, biological process: retrograde vesicle-mediated transport, Golgi to endoplasmic reticulum; intra-Golgi vesicle-mediated transport; intracellular protein transport. Gene Ontology annotation, cellular component: COPI vesicle coat. Lineage: Eukaryota; Metazoa; Chordata; Mammalia; Rodentia; Octodontidae. Bases 30 to 731 code for a protein of 233 amino acids. The record is from RefSeq and is a predicted model, not a curated record.